AUGAAAUCCAUGUUUCUCGUUGUCGUCAUGUCGCUUCUAGCGUUCCUUUCUACUGUGGCCAAUGCCGCCUGUAGUUGCAGUGAAGCCGAUACGACUUGUUUGCAAAAGUGUGUUUCUGAUGCCAACAACUGCAUCCAAAACUGCCAAGGCUCUGAUGACUGCUACACCGGCUGCGUGGAACAAUACUGGCCGACCAGUGUGAGUCCUGCCAACUCUUCGGUCAUGUCAACGUCAAUGCCGGCCACUGCCAGUGCUACUGCCAGCGCCACUGCUAGCGUUAGUGGUAGCGCUUCCUCCCAUGUCGCUUCCCAAACACAAAAUGCCAUCCAGACACCACAAAGCUCUGCUCCUAGCAUCACAAUGGCCGGUAAUACCAUGUCAGCUGCACUCACGCUUACUGUGAUCAUGAUGGCCAGUUUCUACUUGUAA
Zychaea mexicana is the source of this 429-nucleotide messenger RNA. RefSeq lists its product as uncharacterized. The coding region runs from base 1 to 429 and encodes 142 amino acids. The record is from RefSeq and is a predicted model, not a curated record. NCBI's taxonomy places the organism in Eukaryota, Fungi, Mucoromycota, Mucoromycetes, Mucorales, Lichtheimiaceae. The transcript is spliced from 2 exons.